Messenger RNA from Schistocerca americana (American grasshopper), 1262 nucleotides. Its product is annotated as translation initiation factor IF-2-like. The record is from RefSeq and is a predicted model, not a curated record. The coding region runs from base 30 to 1262 and encodes 410 amino acids. The transcript is spliced from 4 exons. NCBI's taxonomy places the organism in Eukaryota, Metazoa, Arthropoda, Insecta, Orthoptera, Acrididae.
UACAUACCAGAAGAGAGUUGCUGUUCACAAUGAAGCGGGGACCCGGCGAGAGUCGCAUCCCGCUGUUCCGGGCUGCGGCCGCCCCACGGCAGGCCUUCGCCGCCCCCGCGCCGGCAGAGCCCGCCGCAGUGGAGGCGCACCUGCCCCACCUGCAGCAGCGGCCGCGCCCCCCUCAGGAGCUCGCGGAGGCGGCACUCCGGCAGGCCGGACAGCUGCCCUCCGUGCCGGGGAAAGCCGGCCUCUCCCUGCACAGUCCUCCGCGGGCCACAGGUGCCGGUGCCGGUGCCGGGGACUCGGGGGCGGACGCGGAUGGCGCCGAGGCGCCGGCAGCGCCCAAGGCGCACAAGGGUGCCGGCAGGGUAGCCACCAUCUUCGGAGCGCUGCGCAAGUUGGCGCCGCAGGCGGGGGGCGGCAAGAGAGAGGAGCCCGCGCCCCCCGCUGAGGCCACCAUGCCCGGCGACGGCGACGGCGACGCCUGGCAGCGGUUCGCGGCGCCGCAGCUGCCCAGGCCGGCCAGGCCGGCUGGCGCCGCCCCCGCCCCCGCCCCGGCGUUCGCCAGGUCUGCGCUGAGGAAGGGCGGCGACCAGCCGCGGGGGGCGGCGCCGCUGCCCAGGUCCGCGAGCGCCACGACGAAGCUCCACGAACGACGCGGCGACACGUACACGGUGGCCUCGGGUCGCCAGACGGCGGCGACCCUGGCGCUGUACCGAGGCGUCGCCGACGACGACCCCGCACCGACGCCGGCGGCGCGCGGCGCGGCGCAGGAAGUGACGCCCAGCCCGGAGGAGCAGUUCCAGAACGCGGCUCCGGCGGCGGCGGGGGCGGCGUACCGCAAGCGGCCGUCGCUGCUCGGCCUGUUCGGCGGCGCCGCCCCCGCCAGUGGAGGCGUGGCCGUCGCAGUCGCCUCGACCUCCUCUGGUACCACCUCCCCCGUCGGCAGUGGCCAGAAAGCGCGCAAGGGCAGCGGCGGCCGCUGGCAGCCGCUCUACUCGUCGACGCCGUUUCGCCCGCCGCCGGACGCCGGAACCGGGUCGGAGGCUGCCACACCGGAAGACGACAGGCUGCGCAUGCGCACUGCCAGGUGCGCAGCGGUAGCGCCGCGCGCCGUGGCGCGUGGGCGUCACGAGCAGGAGGAAACCUGCCACGUGGUGCGCACGCGUCAAGAGCAGGAAGAGUCCGGCGGCGGCGCCACCACCACCAGCACCAGAAGAUGGAAGCAAGGCAAGUAUGAGAAGGUAUCAGAUGUAACCAACCAUAGGUGA